AUGGCCGCCACGUUUCUCUCGGCUUCUCCGUCUUCUGUGGCCACCUUUUGCUGCGCUCCCAAGGCCAUAAGCAACUCUCACCAACUCGGCAGCCUCUCGGCCAUUGGUGGCGGACUAAGACUCAUGCCAAAGAUCCGAAUCACUGAGGCAGCAAGAAGAGUAUUGCCAGUUGCACCAGGUUACUCCAAGACCACAAUCACAUGCUCUGUUGCCCAGCCAGAGACUCUUAAAACUGUCCAGAGCGUCAUCUCGAAGCAGCUCUCGGUCGAUGAAAGCACUGUGGCUCCUGAGACCAAGUUUGUAGAUUUGGGAGCUGAUUCUCUUGACACUGUUGAAAUCAUGAUGGCAUUGGAAGAGAAGUUUGGAGUGUCAAUCGGCGAAGGAGGAGCUGAGAACAUCGCAACCGUUCAGGAUGCUGCCGAUCUGAUUGAGAAGAUGAAGGCAGCCUCAGCAUAA
Syzygium oleosum is the source of this 456-nucleotide messenger RNA. RefSeq lists its product as uncharacterized. Gene Ontology annotation, biological process: fatty acid biosynthetic process. The coding region runs from base 1 to 456 and encodes 151 amino acids. The record is from RefSeq and is a predicted model, not a curated record. NCBI's taxonomy places the organism in Eukaryota, Viridiplantae, Streptophyta, Magnoliopsida, Myrtales, Myrtaceae. Gene Ontology annotation, molecular function: acyl carrier activity. The transcript is spliced from 4 exons.